This is a messenger RNA of Cajanus cajan (pigeon pea), 834 nucleotides long. RefSeq names its product acid phosphatase 1. Gene Ontology annotation, molecular function: acid phosphatase activity. The record is from RefSeq and is a predicted model, not a curated record. NCBI's taxonomy places the organism in Eukaryota, Viridiplantae, Streptophyta, Magnoliopsida, Fabales, Fabaceae.
GGACCCGAAAAAGGGGUAAAGAGUCAUCUAGUGGUGGUAGUGGUAGUAGUAGUAGUGGUGAUGAAGAUGGAAGCUUUUGCUUGAGUUGGAGACUGGCUGUGGAGGCAAACAAUGUGGUUGCGUGGCCAACGGUUCCACCUCAGUGUUCAAGAUAUGUUGAGACUUACUUGAUCAAUGGACAGUACGAGAGGGACUUGGACUUGAUAGUGGAAGAAAUCUUGGGUUAUGUCAACCAAACAUUUCUAGUUGGGGAUGACAUGGAUGCUUGGAUUUUGGAUGUUGAUGACACUUGCAUCUCCAACAUUUAUUAUUACAAAGGCAAGAAAUAUGGGUGUGAUCCAUAUGAUCCAUCUGCCUUUAGGACGUGGGCCAUGAAAGGAGGGUGCCCUGCAAUUCCUUCCGUACUAAGGCUGUUUAACAUAUUAGUAGAUAAAGGAUUUAAAGUAUUUUUAGUGACUGGAAGAGAUGAAGAGACUCUUGGUCAAGUUACCAAGAACAACUUGCACAAUCAAGGAUUCAUUGGCUAUGAAAGCCUUAUUUUGAGGAGUGCAGCAUAUAAAGGGAAAAGUGCAAUGAAAUACAAAUCUGAUGUAAGAAAGCAGUUACAAGACCAAGGUUACAGGAUAUGGGGGAAUGUGGGAGAUCAAUGGAGUGAUAUUCGUGGAGACUAUUUGGGGAAUCGCACUUUCAAGUUGCCUAAUCCUAUGUACUUUGUUCCCUAAUCUUAUCAUUUGAAUGUGUUAUUAUGAACUUAUGGUAAAUAAAAAUGUAUUUGGUUGUCACCAAUAAUUUACUUUGUGGAUGAAUGGAUGCAAUUGAAAUGUUAAUUAUUUA